This is a messenger RNA of Daphnia carinata, 941 nucleotides long. Its product is annotated as gastrula zinc finger protein XlCGF71.1-like. The coding region runs from base 185 to 892 and encodes 235 amino acids. The transcript is spliced from 4 exons. Gene Ontology annotation, biological process: regulation of transcription by RNA polymerase II. The record is from RefSeq and is a predicted model, not a curated record. Gene Ontology annotation, molecular function: RNA polymerase II cis-regulatory region sequence-specific DNA binding; DNA-binding transcription factor activity, RNA polymerase II-specific. Gene Ontology annotation, cellular component: transcription regulator complex; PcG protein complex. NCBI's taxonomy places the organism in Eukaryota, Metazoa, Arthropoda, Branchiopoda, Diplostraca, Daphniidae.
AGGUAAGUGCUGUUUUGAUUUUUGUUAGUUGUAUGUGUGUUCUGUUUUCUCGCAUUCAGCACACAUUAGAAUCAAAUCUAUUAAUGACCUGCAAACGAGAAAAAAUCCAGGGAUUCCAACGGUACAAUCUUAUUCAAAAGAAUACUUUAGAGUAGACUAUAGUAGCAAAAGUAAUAACAAAGGAAUGGAAAGCUUCCUACAAAGUGAAGAAUUGGGGGUUGUUUGUGAAGUUCUAAGUAAUCCAGCAAGCCAUAAAACAACUCAAGAUGGGAAAACUCAAGAAUCUUGCCAUGGUGUUAUGAAAAUGCCAACAGUGACAGAAGAGCUGCAUCAUUCUGGACCCACUGGCUGUGACAGACACAUCUGCAAUGAGUGUGGCGCAAACUUUAUAUCUUUGUUAAAGUAUAUGGAUCAUCUCAAUAGACAUACAGGAAACAAGCCAUAUGUUUGUGAAGAAUGCAACAAGCAGUUCUUUACAUUAUCAUAUUUGAGAAAUCAUCAGAAACUCCACUCUGCUGACUAUCAAUUCAUUUGUGAGUUUUGUGGCAAAGCAUUUAGAUUAAAAAAUAAUUUGCAAAUGCAUGAAUUGACUCAUACGAAAGAAAAACCAUUUAAAUGUGACCUUUGCGAAAAAGCAUAUACUCACCCAAUGAAUUUAAAGAUACAUAAGCAAGAACAUACAGGAGCCAAACCUUUCCAGUGUGAGACAUGUGGUAGAUGUUUCCGGACAACACACAGACUUAAAACUCACAAGAUGUCUCACACAGGUGAGAAAGCAUUCAGUUGUCUUAAUUGUGAAGCAAAAUUUACAAGUAACUCAAAAGUUAAAAGACAUAUGAGUCUUCACUGCAAACUUUCCAAGGCUGCGAAGUUCCCAAAUGACAAUAACUAAGUUUAAAUUCAAUUUGUCAAGGCUCUUCAUUAACCUUAUUGGUUCAUUC